UGCCCUGUCCACAUUUCCAUUUUGUUUCUAUUCUGACGCUGUGUCAACAUGCCAGACCCUUCUCGGUCGGCUCCUGCCCCUAAGAAAGGCUCCAAAAAGGCCAUCACCAAGGUUCAGAAGAAAGACGGCAAGAAGCGGAGACGCGGCCGCAAGGAGAGCUACUCCAUUUACGUGUACAAAGUGCUGAAGCAGGUGCACCCGGACACCGGCAUCUCGUCCAAGGCCAUGGGCAUCAUGAACUCCUUCGUCAACGACAUCUUCGAACGCAUCGCCAGCGAGGCCUCCCGCCUGGCGCACUACAACAAGCGCUCAACCAUCACCUCCCGGGAGGUGCAGACGGCAGUGCGCCUGCUGCUGCCCGGGGAGCUGGCCAAGCACGCCGUGUCCGAGGGCACCAAGGCCGUCACCAAGUACACCAGCUCCAAGUGAGGCGCUUCCACCGCAGCCGCGCCACAGAACACAAAGGCUCUUUUCAGAGCCACCUCCGUGCUCACAAAGGAGCGUACGAGCUAGUUUGGUUUGAGACAUUAAUUCAGUCGGGAUUAUGAAGGACCUGGGAUGGGCGAUGGGGGUGCAAAUUUUGAGAUGAAGCUACGCUCUUUGGUCUUAAUGAUAUUUCUUCAACUAACAUUCCAUUAAACUUGCUGAUUUAGCUUUAGCCCCAGGGCUGUGACCAUCUGUGCAUGGCACGCUCCGUGUGGAUAACCGAGUGGGAUCACUUACAGG
Messenger RNA from Trichechus manatus latirostris (Florida manatee), 726 nucleotides. Its product is annotated as histone H2B type 3-B-like. Gene Ontology annotation, cellular component: nucleosome. The transcript has a single exon. The record is from RefSeq and is a predicted model, not a curated record. Bases 49 to 429 code for a protein of 126 amino acids. Gene Ontology annotation, molecular function: protein heterodimerization activity; DNA binding; structural constituent of chromatin. NCBI's taxonomy places the organism in Eukaryota, Metazoa, Chordata, Mammalia, Sirenia, Trichechidae.